Molecule: messenger RNA, 2460 nt
Organism: Gilbertella persicaria
Lineage: Eukaryota; Fungi; Mucoromycota; Mucoromycetes; Mucorales; Choanephoraceae
Product: SIT4 phosphatase-associated protein-domain-containing protein
Exons: 10
Coding region: 1-2460 (819 amino acids)
Cellular component (GO): nucleus; cytosol
Molecular function (GO): protein phosphatase binding; protein phosphatase regulator activity
Source: RefSeq, a predicted model, not a curated record
AUGUUUUGGCGCUUUGGAUUUAAUAGCUCCACCUUAGACACUUUAUUGGAUAAAGAAGACGUUACUUUUGAAGAAGUGUUAGAGGAAGAAGACUUACUUCAAGAAGCAAAGUCUAUGAACCCUAAACUUGUAGAGUUCCUAAGUAAACCUGAACAUAUCAAAGCUUUAUUGAAUUAUAUUACUGCUACAGACUUGGAAGAAAAUAAACGAUUCAAAUAUCCUUUUCUUGCAAGUGAAAUUAUUGCUUGUGAAAUUCAACCUAUUAUUGAUGCUAUUGUGAUUGACCAUAAAGACCUUCUUGUUCAAUUCUGGUCUUAUUUAGAUCGACCUGCUCAACCCAGAAGGCGUGCGAAUGAUACUACAGACACAUCUGGAGAAGAGCAAGUGGUUGGGCUAGAUUCAUUACAAGCCUCUUAUUUCUGUAAGACGAUUGGUGUCUUGCUGUCUAAAUAUCCUAUCGAAAUGAUGACAUUUAUCCAAUCCAAUCCAGAAAACCUAAACAAGAUUUUGUCUCAUUUACAGACAUCUGCUAUUAUGGACUUACUGCUAACUUUGGUGCGUAUGGAAGAAUUGCCCGAAGGAAAAGGUGUCGUCAAGUGGUUAAGUGAUCAUAAGCUACUUGGUAAUUUAAUUGAUAGACUGGACCCUUAUCUUGAUGUUGAGGAACACUCGAUUGCUCAACAAUGUAUAUGUGAAAUCAUUCGAAUGUCACAAACAAGCUUACCUGAAUCCCCAAGUAUUGGAUUAAAUGAACUUAUUGUUGAACUAAAAAGUGAGCUUACAAUGCAAAAGUUGGCCAAAUACAUGUUGGACCCUGAUGCACCCAAUGCUACAUCCACCCUCAUCAAUGGGGUUAGUAUUAUUAUUGAUAUUAUUCGACACAACAACAGUGACCUUGAAAACGAUCCAGCUGUAGCAGCUCUUUAUGAAUAUCAACAACAGCAGCAACAACAACAACAACAACAAUCAUUUCAACGUGCAGGUGUUUCUUUAGCUGAUAUGCUCAAAGUCAUGGGUGAUCAUGUGUCUGAAUUUACACAUCUCUUGUUAAAGCCUCGAUCCGUUCGUGGUCCUAUUCGUACUACGUUAGGUGAGAUGGAGCCCUUGGGAUUUGAAAGGCUCAAGAUUUGCGAAUUGUUUGCCGAGUUAUUACACUGUUCCAACAUGUCCAACUUGAAUCAUUUCAAUGUCGCUGCAGAUGACGAAGAAGAGGAAGAAGGUAAAGAGGAAAAGGAAUCAGGAUUAUCUGUCGGUGAUUACCUUAAAUCAAAGUUUGUCGAGAAUAAGGCCAUGCCUAUCUGUGUUGACUUGUUUUUUGCUUUUCCCUGGAAUAACUUUUUGCAUUAUGUUAUUUAUGAUAUGCUUCAUCAAGUAUUUAAUGGACGUAUGGAUAUUGGACUUAAUCGUCAUUUGGCUAUUUCAAUUCUUAAAGAUGGCCAAUUGACAGAUAAGAUCAUUAUUGCUCAAAAAGCAAAUGAUGAAGCAUGUGCCAAGCCCAAAGGCAUGCGUGCAGGUUAUAUGGGUCAUUUAACAUUUAUUUCUGAUGAAAUCAUGAAGCUGUUUGAAGGAUAUCCCGAAACUAUUGUCUUGGAAAUUAAGGAUGACAUUGAUAUGGAAGGCUGGAAUGCUUAUUGCAACAAUGAAUUAAAAGAGACAAAAGAUAGAGAUCAGUUACCUUUAGGCGGAUUGCGUCCAAAUGAUGAUGUGGAUGUGCCUCAGAGUGAUGAAGAAGAUGACGAGGAUGCUCUAGAAGGAACGGCUGCUAGUCAAUAUUCGAGAUUCUUGGCUCAACGCGGUGAAGAAGGUCAAUUUGAUGAAGAAGAUGAAGAAGAUGCUGAUCAUUGGAUAACGUAUGUAACACAUAGUCAUAAAAAGAAAUUGACAUUUCCCAGUGGUAGAGAUGAUUUUAACCGAGAUUACAACUACAAUAAUAACAAUUAUACAAAAAAUGAAAUGGCUGAAGAUGGAGAAGAGGAUGAAUACAAUAGCAAUGACGAAGAGGAAAACGACAACCAUAUCACACCUGAUUGGACUCGUAACUUCUCCAAGUUUUCACAACCCACAUCGCUUCGUCGUACCUCUAGCCAUACAGCUAAUAAUAAUGACGAAGACGACGAUGAAUACGACGAUGGUGAUGAUUUUGACCAUUUGGCUGAUGCUGAGGAAUUAGAAAGAAGAGCAGCCCUUCGUCGAGCUGGAUACAAAGUAACUGAAGAAGGAGAACAGGAGGAAGACGAUGAAUUUGGCGACUUUGAAAGUGCUGCUGAUAAUGAAUCUGAGCAAAAACAAUGGGAAUUAUCGAGUCAAAUGGAAAAUUUAGAUGUAAAUAAGAAACCGACAACGCUAGCUGUUGUUCAAGAUGAGUACCUUGUGAGAGCCAUCAAGACAAAAGAAGAAGAAUACUUGAAACAGAAAAAGGAAUAUCAGCAUGAUGCAGAUGAACAAGAAGGAGAAAUCUAA